Molecule: messenger RNA, 609 nt
Organism: Suhomyces tanzawaensis NRRL Y-17324
Lineage: Eukaryota; Fungi; Ascomycota; Pichiomycetes; Serinales; Debaryomycetaceae
Gene: RPL29
Product: 60S ribosomal protein eL29
Exons: 1
Coding region: 347-538 (63 amino acids)
Biological process (GO): cytoplasmic translation
Cellular component (GO): cytosolic large ribosomal subunit; ribosome
Molecular function (GO): structural constituent of ribosome
Source: RefSeq, a predicted model, not a curated record
GUUGAGGCCAUAAUGAACCAUAGGAAAUCGAUGGAUAUGUGAAAGAACGUGUGAAUUCCGGUGCCAGACCCUCCUGUUUGCAUGCUAGAGCAUUGAAGUGUGUGAAGAUAUCAGUUCAACAAGAAUUACCAACACCAAACGCAACGACGUGAAAGACCACCAAUCAGCAGCAGAGCCCCGCAUCGACCAACCUCCGUGUAUUACCAGUGAAGCUCCCAGAAUCAGCACAUGCCAGUGGGAGUUCGAUGCUGGGGAGAGCAUUAAACUCGGUCUGGAUCGACCACCAUAGCAACAUGAGCCAUACCAUCGUUCCGCCACAGUCAACUCGUACUAACCUUUUAGAAAAAUGUCUAAGUCUAAGAACCAUACCGCCCACAACCAGACCAAGAAGGCUCACAAGAACGGUAUCAAGAAGCCUAAGACCCACAAGUACCCAUCUUUGAAGGGUGUUGACGCUAAGUUCAAGAGAAACCACAGAUACGCUUUGCACGGUACUGCCAGAGUCUUGGCCAAGGCCAGAGCUGAAAAGUCCGCUUAGGUUAUCAGUGUAUUUGUUACAUAAUCAUUGUAUAAUGUUAAUAUAGUUCAUGUGGUUUACUGACUGAAGAA